Molecule: messenger RNA, 8289 nt
Organism: Parus major (Great Tit)
Lineage: Eukaryota; Metazoa; Chordata; Aves; Passeriformes; Paridae
Gene: ADNP2
Product: ADNP homeobox 2
Exons: 7
Coding region: 268-3018 (916 amino acids)
Biological process (GO): regulation of gene expression
Cellular component (GO): nucleus
Molecular function (GO): DNA binding
Source: RefSeq, a predicted model, not a curated record
CCGCGGCGGGCGGCGGCGGCGGCCGCAGGAGGAGGAGGAGCGGGAGCAAGAGGAGGAGCAGCGGCGGCGGGGGCUCCCCCUGCAGCCCGGCCGGGUUCCUGUUCUACACCCACCCCAAUGGUAUCAGAAUGUCUUCUGGACUGCUUGGUGAUAAAAAACAUUAGAGAAGAAGACUAGCAUCUGUCAAAUGGGGUUCCCUCUCCAUUUCUCUCUACACACCUUUCCUUUUAGGGGAGAAGAAGUGAAGAAUAGUAUGAAAAGUGCAAAAUGUUUCAAAUUCCUGUUCAAAACCUUGAUAACAUAAGGAAGGCUCGAAAAAAGGUGAAGGACAUUCUUGUGGAUCUUGGGCUUGACAACUGCAGGGAACUGUUGAAGAAUCUUAAAAGUUUUGAUGCAGGUGAAAGCUACUUUCGUAACACUUCAUGGAGUGAUGUCUCUCCUUGGGAGCCUGUGGGCAGAAGGAAGAGAUACAGAACCAAGCCGUACUGCUGUAGCUUAUGCAAGUUCUCAUCCAAAUUGCUUACUUCUUUCAAGAAUCACUUGCAUCGUUGCCAUGAGGACGAAAUUGACCAAGAGAUGGUGGUUUCUUGCCCAAAAUGUACAUUUUCUUCUCAUCCCAAAGUAGUGGGAGAACACAUCUGGAUGUUUCAUUCCUCUAAUAAACGAAUACAGAACUAUACAGUCAGCAUUUUGGAUGGCAUGAAACAAUUUAGGAGUGACAUCAUAAACUUCACAUGUCUAAAAUGUCAAUUCACAGACACCUUGUAUUACAAUAUGAAGAGACAUGUGCUGAUGAACCAUUUCGAAAACUUAUUAAGUGUCUAUUUCGGUGAGAAAUGUGAUGAAAGUACACCAAAUUCAUUUGAGUUCUACUGUAAAAAAUGUAAUGCUCCUGCAAACAACCCAGAUUCUUUGAUGUACCAUGUAUUGACAGCUGAAACACACAGAGACCUGGAGAACAAACUUCGAUCUCUGAUUUCAGAACGUCUUAAGAAACCUGGAUUUGUGAAACAAAUGUAUAUUGCUCCAAAGCCUGUCUCAGGUGUAGCAGCAGCCGCUCCAUCUGCAGGACCUGCUGCUGUCCCAACAGGUGCUGUGACAGCUCCAUCUUGCAUCCAGGUUGCAUUUCCACAGAAUAAUCAAAACCAGAGCAUGGUGCAGACACAAGCAGUUCAGAACACAGUCGGACCAGUGACUGUCCCAAGUGCCUCUGGCAGCCUCCCACAAACCACCUGUGCUCCUGCCGCUAUGUCCUUGCAAGUUGCUCUUGUGCCCAGCAAUCCUCCCGUGGCUCAGAACAGCCUUGGAAUUCAGCCAUCACCUUCACAGCCCGUCGUUGUUUCUCAUGGGCUCCCUCUUAAUCAUUCUGUUGGGACUAUAAAUAGAACUGUGGCCCCUGCAGUUCUUCCUCUUAAUCAGCCAGUGAGGCCUGGGCUCUUUCCUGUUAAUCAACCCAUUGGUACUAUAAACAGUCCAGUUCCAGCUGGAACGCUCCCUGCUACUCAACCUGUCAGCCCUGUGAAUCAACCAGUUGCACCAGGAGUUCUCCCUGUGAAUCAGCCAGUUGCUCCAGGAAUUCUGUCUGUCAGCCAGUCACUUCCUGUGACACAGACAGUUGGGUCAGGUCUUCUCCAGCUUAACCAGCCUGUUGCCUCUGGGGUGGUUCCUGUCACACAGCCUGUUGGACCUGGGUUCCUUCAGCUUAAUCAACCUGUUGCCCCAGCAGUUAUCCCAGUAAAUCAGCCAGUUCAGCCUCCAGUUUCUCAAAGUACGGCUUUUUUGACUGCGGGCUCUAUACUGAGGCAGUUGAUUCCCACUGGCAAGCAGGUUAAUGGGAUACCUACUUUCACGCUGGUCCCCGUCUCAGUUACUUUGCCUGUACCUCCUGGCGGUGGAGUGGCGACUGUGACACCUCCGCAGGUGCCUGUCCAGCUCAUGCAGUCGGGGUCAGUGGCUCAGCUGUCCCAGUCACCAGCCAAUGCUCCCUCUCCUCCCCUGGUUCCGACCUCUGAGAAUGUAUCCUUACAGGCCUCCCCGCCUGCUCCUGAAACAAGCCAGGCCGUCAGACAGGCCAAGCAGUGGAAGACCUGCCCUGUUUGUAAUGAGCUUUUCCCGUCAAAUGUCUAUGAGGUGCACAUGGAGGUGGCCCACAAACCUUGUGAAAUAAAAGUAGAAACCCCAGAACCUCACAAACUUGCAGCUUGUGCACCUUUUCUGAGGAUGACAGAAAAGGCGAUCCGGUGUUACGCUUGUAAAUGUUUUCUCUGUGAGGAAGAGCUCAUGAAGCAUAUCUUCAUGCAUGGCUUAUCUUGCUUGUUUUGCACAGGUACUUUCUAUGACUUAAAAAGCCUUGUGGAGCACAACAAAGCUGCACACAAUGGGAGAAAGCAGUUGCAUGCAAGUUACAGCAACAGAGGAAUUCAGCUAGGUAAUGAUGCUCAGGGUGGCCUUGUGUUUCCACACUUCGAUUUCAACACAGUGCUACCAGACGAAGACAUGGGUGAAAGGGAAGUACAUUUGGCAGUUCUUGUUGGAGUAUAUUCAACAAUUCUUGUCCCUGUUUACAUCAAAGUGAAACCUCAGACAGCGCAAGUGAACAGGAGAUGCACCAGAAAAAUGUUCACCUGUCCCUUUUGCUUAGGUACGUUUGCUGGUCGAGAAACCUAUGAAAAGCAUUUGAAAGAGAGGCAUCAUAUAAUGCCGACUGUACAUACGAUUUUAAAGUCUCCUGCUUUCAAGUGCAUCCACUGUUGUGGUGUGUACCCUGGAAAUAUGACUCUGACGGCUAUUGCUGUACAUUUGCUCCGUUGUAGAAGUGCUCCCAAAGACACCAACUCGAGCCUGAAGAUGCAGCUUGAGCGCACUGAGAGGAAAGAGCUGCUGUUUGUGAAUGGGUGUCAAGUAGCUGCCUGGUGGAUGCAGCACAGCUCUGUGGGAUGGCUGCAGAGAGAAAAUACAUCACGGAAUUCAAAUUCAAAUACUGUAAAUGACUACAUUUUAAAAGUGCAAGGUAAGUGAGGAGACCAGCAAUAUGGUUAGCAUGUACGGUGGUACUUUUCAACUACUCAGAGCUUUAUUGCAGAAUUUAGAGCAUUGUUGGUGUGGGAAGAAGCAGAGUCACCUAGAUCCCAGGGCUGUGUUCCAUCAUGUGUUGAGUAUCUUCAAAGAUGGAAAAUACUUUUAACCUCUCUGGGCAACCUGUGCCAAGUGCUGUUUUUGCCAGUCUCACAGUAAAAGUCAUGUUUAGAUGAAGUUUGAGGUUUCUCAUUUGUGCCCACUGCCUCUUGUCCUGCCAACAGGGUCUGCCUUUCCUAACACUUCUGGAUAAGGAACGAGUCCUUGGAAAAUGGCAUCUGCCAGUAACAAAGUAGUCAAAAAUCUGCUGCAGCAGGCAGUAAAAAUAUAUUGAAGAUCAGCAGCAGCUACACAUCCAUUUACUAAGAAAAAAUGCUUCUGCUGUGUUCUGGUAGGAAACUUCUCUGCUGUUAAGAAUCAGUGCAUCAAAGGAUGGCACAGUUGCUACAUCCAUGCUGCCAAUUCCUUUAUCUUCACCUGGAUCAGUUAAUGGCUGAUGGACAGCACUGUUGUACAAAGGAAACUUGGGUGAACUAUUCUGUUUGGGAAACUUGGCAUUGAGAACAAGGACUGAAAUUUUUUUUUAUUGCAGUGUGGUCCAGUGAUGUUAACUCAGUCUGCUUUAAUUGUGUGUAUUUGCUAUUUAUUUACUCGUUGAGUGCAAAUGUGAGUCUGCUGCUUCUGACUGUAACAGAAAAUGACCACAAGGUGUGAUGGAUCAUGAGUAACACACCAGAGCAAGAAGGGCCACAGGAAUGGUUAACAUUCUGUGUUUCUGUACUGCACAUGCCCUUAAUGCAGCAACAAUGAUGUGAAAAGUUCAAAGAGCAUUUCCGAGGCUCUGGCCCUUGCUCACACCCAUGUUUGCCUCUGAAGUUUUUUAAACAGUUGCCAAGAGAAACUUCUCCCCAUGAACAUAACAACAGAUGCUUGUUACUGGAUUGUAAUCAAGCCUUUGCGUAUUUUUGAGUGUGCUUAGACUUGACUAAAAAUCCUUCUCAGAAUAAUGAAAACCAUCUCAGUUCCAUGUAUCAUUGUUGUUACAAUCUGGACUGUGUUAGCUGCUUUGCCAUCACGACUGACUGACCUGGGAGAAGGGUAACACAGCUCUCCUCCACAACUUGGCCUGCUCUGUUCCCAAGCUGUGGUUGCUGACCAGCACUUCCUGGCUGUGCCAUCUCCCAGAGCAGGGCUGGGAAGGCUGUGUUGAGAUUGUUGGUGAUGACACAUCCUUAUUACAUGACUUAUGGAUGGAAAAAGUUUCCAUCUCUCUUUUUUGCUAGUCUCCAUGAUAAUCAUUCUGUUAUGUGGUUUCGUUCUCCUGACUCUUCCUGCCUAUACAGUUUCUCCUGUUGAAACCUUCUAAAGCCAGAAAGGAAAAUAGGAUAGACUUAAUUUUUUCUACUUUGGAAAUGUGUAUUUCCAUUUCUCACAUCCCCUUUGACUCAGCUGGGCCUUGAGUGAGGUCUUAAAGCUGUGGUGCAGGGACACAGCAAGUGCUGCAUUAUGGAUGUGAGCAGCACUUUGGAAAGUGCUGAGCCACGAGAUGCUGAUGGAGAGUUUACAUUGCCACUUCAUUCUUGUUAAAGAAGCAAAAUGCACAACCUGCCAUGUUCAACACACGCACAGGGAAUGUGUAUAUAUAACAACAUUUGUUUUCCAGCAUGAAAGCCAGACAGGCUGCUGCUUGUAUCUUGUUUUCUGGCCAAGACAUGUCCCUGCUUCUGAUCUGGAUGAAGCUGAUGGUGCCCACAGCCACUGCUGAUGACAGUACAGCCACAGUUGCUGCAUGGAAUUGAUGGCUGCAAAUAUCUAAACUUACUUUGCUAUGCCAGAGGCCUCGUGACGCAGCAGUCGGGGGGUGGUGGCUGCUCCUGACUCAUGCUUAUAGCCAGACAGCACCAUGUACAAAUUAUGUAGUAAAUCAGGGUCAUCCUGCAUCUUUGAUUGCCAUUUGUACUUGAAAUUCAAACUUAAAAGUAUUAACCCCUCAUAUUAGGAUUCUUUACUAAAGUAAAUUGCUAAAUUCUCUACAAUAGCCAAAUGUGCUCUUCCUGAAGAGGCUGAUGUGGAGCCUGAUAUGGAACACUGUGAUAUAAAUAUAUUUAUAUGCAUAUGUAUGUGUAUAUUUGUGUGUAACCAUGCAUAUAUGUGCAUAUGAAUAUAUCUGUAUUUACUGAAUGUUGCUCCUGCUGCUGCAGCUUAAAACUUGGCUAAAAAGGAAAUUUAUAUACCAAACUGUAGUAACAACCCAUCCAAUUCUUCCACUGUCAGCAAACAGUGCAGAAUUGCAGAACACCAAGCUGAAGAGCAGGCUUUAAUUUGGAACCUGCCACAUUAGCACUGGUGAGAACUUCUGUUCUGCUGUAUAUCAUAACCCACUGACUGAAUCAUUUAACCCCCUAGGACUAUUCAGCAGUGCUGCAGAGGAAUGCUGGCUUAGAAGGAGAGUCAGAACUGGAUGAAACAGAUUGAAAGCUUCUGUAUAUAUUGCACUCAUGCUGAGAACUGAGCACAAAGAGGCAAAUUGAGAAACCUUGCCAAGCACAACAGAAGGCAUUUGAGAAAACACAGGGGUGGCUCUUUACAGCAUGAAGCUAUGGAAUGAUGAAGGAGUGUCAGAAUUACAGAGACAUCAACACACUUUGGCUGAGGUUACUCUCCUUACUGGACCUGGCUAAACGAAGCAGAAUCUAGCUUUGGGGAAGGCAAAUCAGAGAAUACUCUGGGGGGAAGAAUAGAUUUAUUCUGUUUUAAGAAAGGACUGAGAUCUAACAGGUAUCUGUUAAUACAAGUGUGAAAGUAAUUUAUAGGUUCACAAGUGUAUUCUUUAUAUAUAUACACACACAUACACACAUACAUACAUACAUAUAUAUAUAUAUACACACCAAUAAUCAGAAUUGUUCUCAUAUAUAUGAUAAUCUAAUGAAAAAUUUAAGGUUAACAACCUUUCUUUAUGUAAGUAAUGGUAGGAUUACUGCACUAUCUCAGGAAUUACUACGUCUUCAGGGAAGGCUGUUCUUUAUUUUUUAUUCUCCUUUAUGUCCUAGGAAAGGCAAAAAUCCUUUUACAAGAGCUUUUACUUUAUUUCACUGUUGCCUGAGGUCUAACCUUUUGGUUCAUUUAACAUCAUGGCCAGCUGUAUCUUGAAAACUUCCAGUUGGGGUGACUCUACCAUGUCCCUGGUGAGUUUAUUCCAGGGAUUCGUUAUCACUGUAAAAAAAAGUAUUUCUUAUAUUGAGAUUAAAUGCUCACACUUUUUUCCAUUAAGCAGUGCAUGUACAAAGUCUGUUAAAAUUGAGAAAGGUUUUGGGCAAUUGAUGUUUUCCCAGUUUUCAAAGGAAGCACCUUUGCUUUCAGUAUUGAUUCUACACAAUUGGCCAUAAUGCAAAUGUUGGUAGCAUUUAAUGUGUAUAGAAUUGUAGCUUCAAAUAUAACUGAAACCUUCAGCUUCAUGGUAUUAAUUAGCAUAUAAAAAAAUUAGCAAAAGCUGAUGUACUACUUAAUGCCAGAAGCAUAUCCUUUUGACUGUAGUUGUGAUAACAUGAGGCAAACCAACUGCUAGGGCUUGGAAACGUUCUCCUCACAGAGUUUUUGUUUGUUAAUGGGCUAAGCUCUCCUUGGCUUAUGCAACAGGCUCUGCAAAAGUUUGCAGCCCAGAGAGAGCUGGGAGAGAGCUCAAAAUGAGCAGUCCCUGAACACCUAUACAGGAGGCAGAAUGCUGUAGCAGUGGUAGGUGCAGCUGCUCUUAGAAGGUGACUGAGUUUCCUGCAGUUGUCCCCUUCAUUACUGCUCCAGUGGAGCAGCUGGAGCCACUGUCUCACUGUAUAAAAGCAGCAGUUCAAAGAACUGGCAGGAAGUUGCAAUCAGGUCUUGCACAACCCUGGCAGAGAAAUCUUUUUUCCCCUCAUUGUUACUUUUUGGAAUUCACUUCCAAAUAUAGGGUCACCUUACAGUCCAGACUUCAAAUAUGAAACACAGGCCACAGUCUGACAGAGCAUUCAUGUAUUUGUAUUUGCUCAUGUAAAUGCUCCCAGGGCUUCCUAGGAAUAGAGAUGGUGGGGAAAAGUUUUUAAAUAUUCUUCGUUAUGUGUAAAAGGAAGAGCUUGGAGAAGUGUCAUGAACUCAGUAGAGAUGUAUAAAUAACAUUUAACCUUUGAACAGAGACACACGUGCAAAUCUCCAAGUGAUGACUCCACAGUCAUCAUUGGUGGGUAAAGCACCAUGAAAGCAGAGCAUGGGAGAGGAGAAGGGCUGUGAAGUGACACUGCAGUUCCAGGUGUGAUUUUGUGCCCGCUCAGAGCUGACUGUUCCCCACCUCUGAAAUUCAAACACCAGCUCUUGCUGGGUUCAGAACUCAGCCAGAAACCUCUCGCUUUUACCCACUCUGGAAUUUGUCCCUGUGGCUGAUCCUCUCCUGGGGGUGUACAAAGGGCACUUCUGGCAUCUCUGUUUCUGUGCCAUGCCACCCUGCUGGGAAGCACCAAACUAAGCAAAGAUGAUGGUGGCAUCAUUCUGGAACCAAUUAUUGCCAUUGCUGGCUUUUACCAGAGAAGCAAAUAACGUUUUGUAAAUGUUUCAUCUGGGUCCUGUUAGAAAAGCAACAAACAGGCUUGUGCUGCUUUGAAGUGCCCUUGUGCUGUCUCCAUUCCUUUUAAGUGAACCCAGAUUUCCACACAGAUGGUGACAGAAGAUCAUUAGCACUUUAAUGGAAAACUCCUCUGAAACCUGUAUCAGAUUUGUCCCCUUCAGGUUCAAAUUUCCUAAGUUGCAAUUAAGACUGGGCUUGGUUUCUUCUAUUUUUUAUCCCUGUUCAAUUGAAUUCAAAACCCACAAGUAAAUAGUUCCUUCAUUCCUCUGAGGUAGUCCAAGGUAUUGUGAAAACCUAGAAAAUACUUAAAUGCUUUCGUUCAUCCAGUAAAAAGAGUGUAAACCCCUAUACAGUCUGAAUGCUGGACUUCCAUUUCAGAAUUUAGGAUUCUGUGAAAUCUCAUUGGUUCUGUAUGUAUUUAACAUAACCUCUCAAAAGCAUCACUCUCUUCUAGCAAGCAAUGGACACUGACAUAUAAAUAACAGAAUCACAAAAUCUCUGGGCUUAAAUUCUGCUUCCCCCAGAUCCAUUGCACAAAUUAAGACAACUUUGUGUUAUAAUUUCUCAUCAAAGAAAAUUUUCACAGACAUAUAAAAAUAAAUUUACUGUAUAUUCCACCAAAA